AUGUUCAUAGGUACCAUCUGGGCAUUCACCUACAAACAUAGCACACGGGACGUCAAUUGGACAAUGGUUGCAGUUGCCACCCUGCUGUUCUUACUGAGUACCGCGGACAUAGUCCUAGUUAUCAUUCGUGUAGAAAAUGGACUGGUGAAGUAUCGCUACACGUUCCCAGGCGGGCCAGAGGCGUUCCUCGCAGACGUUUCCCAACCAACAUUUUUAGCCAAGAAUGUGAUAUACACCUUGCAAACCCUGCUUGGAGACGGGGUAGUGCCCUUCCUUCAAAUCUUUGCUGGUUUAACUGGGAUUUGGAUCUUGGUAUUCCUCGCCUUUACACUUGCAACUAAUUUGUUCAGUUCAGGACUAGUGGCAUAUCGCAUCUGGACGAUCGAACGCAAGGUCUCUACAGUUCGUGUUACGAAGCGCAAAAUAGGUAUUUUGCGGGUGCUUGUCGAUGCCGCUAUUUUGUACUCUGUGGCGCUCUGCCCCUUCAUCACACUAUUCGCCUCCAGCACGCCUACUGUAUUUUAUGUUAUGGGAGACUUGCUCGUCCCAAUCAUCUCGAUUGCCUUCUACAUGGUGUUUAUUCGCAUCGCAAUCAGUAAACACACUCCGGAUAGAGGGACCAGUGGGACGGAACGAAUAACCACAAUACAAUUUCGUAUACCGCCUCUGCAGAGUGGAUUCAGGCAGAACGAUAUGUCCUUCUGGCCAACAGCUCAGAAGUAAUGAUACAUAUAUUACCUAUCGUUAUCCAGCCAACAGAAAGGGACCAGGUAACUGCAAUAUGGAUGAGCAAAACGG
Molecule: messenger RNA, 798 nt
Organism: Suillus clintonianus
Lineage: Eukaryota; Fungi; Basidiomycota; Agaricomycetes; Boletales; Suillaceae
Exons: 5
Coding region: 1-723 (240 amino acids)
Source: RefSeq, a predicted model, not a curated record